GUGGAUAAGUGGGUAGGGUUUGGGUCGACCAUGGUCGGCUUCGGUUUGCUCUGGUCCAGCCUACCGGAGCGCGUCCGUGAAGAGGCUAGAGACAUCAUCACUAGCUGGACCCCCAUGCUGGCUUCCUACUUCAGCUCUUACGAGCAGAUCACCAUCCCUGAGUAUAAUGACGACAGGCAGUUCCAGAAGAACAAGCUCUUCGACGUCGUCGCCACGUACCUGAGAAGCAGAUGCAUGGAGGAAGCUCGCAUGCUCAAAGCCCAGCUCAGCAACGACGGCCGGGAGGACACCCAGCUGAGCCUGGACGACGACCAGGACGUCGUCGACAAGAGCUUCCGUGGCUACCCAAUGAGGUGGUGCCUGGGCACGACCUCCAAGAACCCGAGCAACCGCAUCAAUCCCUUUCCCGACGAACACGGGAACACUGUGACCCGGCACUACACGCUGGUGUUUCGCAAGCGCCAACGCCAGCUCGUGCUCAAUACCUACCUGCCCAGCGUCGUCCAGCAAGGGCGCGUGCUCAUCGCCGAGAACCAGCAGAGGCGACUAUUCACCAACCACAACAACGGCAUGGGUGGGCCUCAAGGCCUCUGGAGCCACAUCCCGUGGAAGCACCCGGCGACGUUCGACACGCUCGCCAUGGAUCCUGUGAAGAAGGACGAGCUCAUUGAAGAUCUCAAGAUGUUCCAAAAGGGCAAGGAGUACCACCACAGGGUCGGCAAGGCGUGGAAGCGGGGCUACCUGCUGUAUGGGCCGCCCGGCACGGGCAAGUCCUCCCUCAUCUCGGCUAUGUCCCACUUCCUCGGCUACGACGUUUACGACCUUGAUCUAACUGCUGCCGGCACCACCAACAACGAGCUGCGGAAGCUCUUCCUCAACACGACGGACAGGUCCAUCAUCAUUAUUGAAGACAUCCACGCCAUCAGGCAGGACCUAACCACCAUGUUCAACGACAAGAAGAAGGUGACCAACGGCGACGAACUGCAGCAGCUGCGGCUGCCCAGGGACAGCUGGUACGAGAGAGAUCGAGUAACUCUGUCCGGGUUGCUCAACCUCAUCGACGGCCUGUGGUCGGCGUUCGGCGGCGAGCGGAUUUUCGUUCUCACGACCAACCAUUUUGACCAGCUCGAUCCGGCGCUGAUCCGCGAGGGGAGGAUGGACAUGCGCAUCGAGAUGUCCUACUGCCGGCUCGAGGCCUUCAGGGUGCUCGCCGGCAACUACCUAGGCAUCACGGAUCACCCGUCGUUCGUCGAAAUUGGACAGCUCCUCAGCGAGACUGAGACGACGCCAGCGGUCGUCGCCCAUAACCUUAUGCCUCGAGGUAAGAGGAAUGCCCAAGAAUGCUUGGCAGGUUUAGUUCAAACACUGAAGAAGAAGAAGAAGGCCAAGACAGAAACUCAAACGUCUCGCAGUCGCGGCAUGAGUCCUGUCGAGAGGCCGACGUACAACCUAAGGAAGAAGAAAGAUGGACGGGGUAAUCGAAGCUGAGCGCUCCACGUUUUCCUGUGGCAGGGAAUACCAACCUGCAGCUUUUUGUGUUUUACCCGUUAAUUUGUUAGUCAGCUAUACUUUAGUCGUAGCCUAAAUAAACUGGUAAAAGACAUACAUUACUGCAGUGUAAACCUACUCAUGUUCCUUUUUUUUUUUGCUUCACGCUCUAGAGUUCGUCUGUGUUCUCAACCAUGUAAUAAACUGCAUCGCGCCAUAGCGGUGGGCAUAUAUGUUGUGAUUUG
Molecule: messenger RNA, 1733 nt
Organism: Oryza brachyantha (malo sina)
Lineage: Eukaryota; Viridiplantae; Streptophyta; Magnoliopsida; Poales; Poaceae
Product: AAA-ATPase At3g28540-like
Exons: 1
Coding region: 31-1488 (485 amino acids)
Molecular function (GO): ATP binding; ATP hydrolysis activity
Source: RefSeq, a predicted model, not a curated record